AUGGCUCUACGUCCGCCACAUUUGGGGCGAAAGUCCUCGACGCCAUGGGAUAGAUUGAGGCCUGUCAAGCAGGACCCUCUGGAGAGCAUGGGAUUUGUCUCGAAAGGCGACACCCGUCUCCUCGAGACGAAAGCGCAAGAAAACUUCUACAACAAGAUCGUCGCUCGGUAUAUGCAAUUCUGUACAAAUCACUCCAAGGACCUUGACAACGCGUUCGCUUCUUUGUCACUUGAAGACGACGGGUCUGCCUCGUCAGCACCGACCGGGUAUUCUUCAAUCGGCCGUGGUCACCGGCCCCUUGUCUCGGCACAUCCAGAUGCAGAGCUACUCCCUAGCGCCCAACAACACAAUAGCCCGACGCCGUCGCCCUCUGGAGAACUUUCUACUAUCUUACUGGCGUUGCGUAAAUUGCGGGAAGGACUCCUCGCUACUUCUACGUCGGCUCCAUCCCCCGUAUUCUCACAACGAGUCCAUGUCUUCAAUAUCAGAACUGCAAUUCUCGCCUUCCACCCGCCGGGGUACCAUCCAUCGCUAUUGCACCUUCUGUUCGUGUUACACUCACCUACGCAUCCACUCCCCAAGUCGGAACUGGUCGAGAUGACCACGUAUCUUAUUCUUGACACAGCAAUUCGCCAACAUGAUCUUGGUCAAGCAUUUGCGCUUAGAUACAAUAGCAGAGUCAAAUUUGGCUUCAAGAGCCGAGUAGUUGACAGCAUUCUACGGGCCGUCGUGAUGGGGGACUGGGUCACGUUUUGGCGUGUGCGACAGACGGUGGAUGGCUACGUCCGGGCGAUCUUGCACUGGCACAUUGAGACACAACGCAAGUUGGCAUUGAAGGCCAUCGGGCGUACUUACCUUGGCUGCGACAUCAGAUACAUUUUGCAGAGUGCCAGUGGAGGCGAACUUAGCUGGGAAGAUCUGGUCAGAAUUGAAGAUGUAGGCUGGGAACGCGAUGGUGAUAAGGCUGUGAUUCGCAAGCCCAAGGCUAGAGUCGCAGCUAGUUGA
Molecule: messenger RNA, 1005 nt
Organism: Exophiala oligosperma
Lineage: Eukaryota; Fungi; Ascomycota; Eurotiomycetes; Chaetothyriales; Herpotrichiellaceae
Exons: 2
Coding region: 1-1005 (334 amino acids)
Source: RefSeq, a predicted model, not a curated record